Molecule: messenger RNA, 5242 nt
Organism: Candoia aspera
Lineage: Eukaryota; Metazoa; Chordata; Lepidosauria; Squamata; Candoiidae
Product: zinc finger protein 585A-like
Exons: 4
Coding region: 296-3682 (1128 amino acids)
Biological process (GO): regulation of DNA-templated transcription
Molecular function (GO): RNA polymerase II cis-regulatory region sequence-specific DNA binding; DNA-binding transcription factor activity, RNA polymerase II-specific
Source: RefSeq, a predicted model, not a curated record
AAAAAUCAAAGUUCCUUCCUGUUUUAAUUUCCUGCAGAAGCUGGUGAAUGGAAGAUGGGAGAAGGUGCUUCUGCGUGGGGAGCGCGCAAAGGGAAUGGGCUCCUCUGCAGAGAGCAGCCUAUCUCAGUUAAACUAGAGUUAGUGGCAUAACCAGGGAAGCCAUGAGAGGGCCAGUUGCUUGCUGAGCAACCUUACAGGAGAACUUGUUCAGGCAUUUACAACCUCAGCCAGCCAUUUGACCCAGCCCAUGCUGAGGACCGGGAACUGUCCUAGGGAAGGGGCUGACUGACCACGGAUGAGGCCCAUCCAGACUUGGGACAAAAUGGCUGCCAAGGAGGGGACACAGUCAAGCUUUGGUCUCCGGUUUCAUGCUGAGCUGGAGCAAGGUGCGCAUCAGCGGAUUAAAACGGAGGAAGAGGAGCCACCUGGUUCCACAUCAGGAGAAGGAUUGGAGGAUGCUCCUCACCUCCUCCAGGCUGGGAGUAUUCGGGAGUUCUUGCAAAGGCCGUCUGGAGACCAGGAAGCUGGAGACGGGCUCCUUCAGCGGUGGGAAGCCCAGUGGCAGGACUUUCUGAAGAAGCUGGAAUACCCUCACUCAGAAUGGGAGACGCCCCAGUUGCUGGAAGAGCCCACCCCCUGGGACAAUACCAAGGCCUUCCUGGCAUCCUUUGAGCAAGUGGCCCAGGCCUGCCAGUGGCCCCGGGAAGAUUGGAUGGCCCGCCUCUUGCCGGCCCUCAGCGGGGAAGCAGAGCAGAUCUUCAGCAAUCUGGACACCAGAGACCGGGUGGACUAUGACAAGGUAAAGGCGGCCAUCUUGAGAGGGGACGCCAUUUCCAGGGAGCGCCAGCGUCAGAACUUCCGUCGUUUCUGCUACCAGGAGGCCGAAGGUCCGAGGGGUGUCUAUAGCCAGCUCCAGAAACUUUGUCAUCGGUGGCUGAAGGUGGAGCGGCACUCCAAGGAGCAGAUCCUGGAGCUGCUGAUCCUGGAGCAGUUCCUGGCCAUCCUGCCCCUGGAGAUGCAGAGCUGGGUCCGGGAACAUGGCCCGGAGACAUGCUCCCAGGCGGUGUCCCUGGCUGAGGAUUUCCUGCAAAGGCAACGAGCUGAGGCAGGUUGGGAAGAACAGGAGCUGGGACCCAUUGAGGAAAUUGCCCUGGAUUUCUCUGAGGGGGAAGAGUCGCCAUCAAAUGAGGCCGAUGGAGAGGUGGAGGACAGAGAUGUUGGUUCCCUCGGGUGGACAUGCAGUAAUGUGAAGAUGGCCCAUGCCGAAAGUUUUGAUCAAGUUUUGAACAAGACCCUGAAACGGGGGAGGCCGGAAAACAAAGUUUCCCACUUUGGGGAGCAGGAUGAUGCUUUGGAGGGGUGGUACCGAGCCGAGAGGAAGAAAGGAAAUAGCUUGCAAGAGAGGGAGGAAGCCUCUCUUCUGUGGGAGGGCGAGGAACAGCUGGAUGGUCCCAGGGACGAACAGAGAUUCCAUGAAGGAAAAGACACCUUUCUGGCGGGUGGGUGGAGCUUCAGGCAGAGAUCGGAUCUUAUUAAACACGAGAAAACUGACCCUUACAAAUGCUCUGAUGGUGGGAAGGGCUUCAAAGUGAUUUCUCACUGCAUUUCCGGUAAAGAGAACGACGACGAGAGGAAGCCACACCAGUGCCCCGACUGUGGGAAGUCUUUUAUUGCCAAAGCACACCUGAUUAUUCAUCAGAGGAUCCACACCGGGGAGCGGCCGUUCAAAUGCCUGUCCUGCGGGAAGACGUUCACCCAGCGCUCGAACCUCACCGUCCAUCAGCGGAUCCACACGGGGGUGAAGCCUUUCCAGUGCUCGGACUGUGGGAAGAGCUUUUGCUCCAGUACCAACCUCAGCAAGCAUCAGAGUGUCCAUGUGAAAGGGAACCCCUAUAAAUGUUUAGCCUGUGGGAAAAGCUUCAAGAUCCAUUCCCAUUUUAUUGCCCACAAAAGGAUCCACGCGAGGAGGAAACUGCACACGUGUCCAGACUGUGGGAAGUCAUUCCUCGCCGCACUGCACCUCAUCAUACACCAGCGAAUCCAUACGGGAGAGAAACCCUUUAAAUGCUUAGAGUGUGGGAAAACCUUCAGCCAGAAUGCUCACCUUAAAGUGCACCAGAGGAUCCACAAAAAAGGGAAGACCUUCCAGUGCCCUGACUGUGGAGAGAGCUUCCAUUCCAGGCUGAACCUUAGCCAGCAUCAAACACUCCACACCGACAAGAACCCCUAUAAAUGCUCCGAGUGCGGGAAGUCCUUCCGCCUGAACUCUCACCUGAUUGCCCACAAGAGGAAUCACGCAGCCAAAAAACCCCACAAGUGCUCCUACUGCGGAAAAGCUUUCUUUACCAAAUCCUACUUCAUCAUCCACCAGAGGAUCCACACCGGGGAGAGGCCGUUCAAAUGCCUGACGUGUGGGAAAUGUUUCAGCCAGAGUUCCCACCUGAACGUCCACAAGCGCACCCACACCGGGGUGAAGCCGUUCCCGUGCUCUCACUGCGGACAGAGCUUCAGCUCGAGCACCAAUGUCCUUAAGCAUCAAAGGAUCCACACAGGAGAAAACCUGUAUAUUUGUUCCGACUGUGGGAAGAGCUUCAAAGUGCAUUCCCACCUGAUCGCCCACAAGCGAAUGCACGCGGCCAAGAAACCCCACAAGUGCUCCUACUGCGGCAAGUCCUUCUUUGCCAAGUCGUACCUCAUCAUCCACCAGAGGAUCCACACUGGAGAGAGGCCCUACAAAUGCCUGGCCUGCGGCAAGAGCUUCACGCAAAGCUCCAAUCUUACGGUUCACGAACGCACCCACACCGGGAAAAACCCGUUCCAGUGUUCGGACUGUGGGAAGAGCUUCAAGGUGAGUUCCCACCUCGUUGCACACAAGAAAAUCCACGAGGCGAAGAAGCCGCACAAGUGCUCCUACUGCAGCAAAUCCUUCGUCUUCAAGUCGUACCUGAUCAUACACGAGCGGAUGCACACGGGAGAGAGGCCGUUCAAGUGUCUUGCGUGUGGCAAAAGCUUCAGUCAGAGCUCCCACCUUAACGUCCACAAAAGAACUCACCUGGGGAAGAAGCCGUUCCAGUGUUCCGAAUGCGGGAAAAGUUUCCGAGUGAGUUCUCAACUCCUGGCCCACAAAACCAUCCACACGGCAAAAAAGUCAUACAGCAACACAAAUAGUAAUAAUAACAGCAAUAGUAACACCUGCCUGGAUUGUGGGAAGACAUUUAUUUCCAAAUCCUACCUUAUCAUCCACCAGAGGAUCCACACUGGAGAGAGGCCCUACAAAUGUAUGGUGUGUGGGAAGUGUUUCAGCCAGAGUUCGCAUCUGACGGUCCAUCAAAAGACCCACCGCAGGGUGAAGAUGUUUCAGUGUUCUGAGUGCGAGGAGAGUUUCAAUUCCCACAUGAAGCUUCUUAAGCAUCAGAGGAUCCACAUGAAAGGGAACCCCUUCCAGUGCCUGGAUUGUGGGAAAUCGUUUGUCACCAAAUCGCAACUCAUCAUCCAUCAGAGAAGCCACACAGGGGAGAGGCCGUACAAAUGCUUGGACUGUGGGAAAGGAUUCAGCCAGAGUUCCAACCUUAUCAGGCAUCAGCGGAUUCACUCGGGGGAGAACCCCUAUAAGUGUGCAGACUGUGGGAAAAGCUUCUGUUCACAUGAGAACCUUAUUAAGCAUCAGAGAAUCCACACCUAAGCCCACAAAACCCUGAAUGAGCUGUCUGUAAGAGGUUAUGGACCAUUGCACUGUAUCAGCCCGGUGUGUACGGGGGAGACCACAUUACAACAAAUGCUGCCCUGCUGUUUUGCUGUCACAACUCAAGAAUGUGCUGCUCAUCAGCGCAUCGAUGGAAGAGAUGAAUGAUGUAAAUGCAGAGGAAUGGGGAAAGCCUCCCGGGUGGAGGUUCUCCCAUGUAUUGAAAAGUCUGUGCUCAGAAUUUGAACUCAAUACUGGUUCUAAACUGAGGAGCUAAGAAUGGUCAGAGUUUGUUAGUCUGCAUGCCAUCACCCAGCUGCAGCCGUUCUCAAAGAAUGAUUCUUAACUACCACAAGCCAAGCCAUCUCUUGGCAAAAGGUUCCAGAUCACCUCGGUUAACUGGUCUCUCCAGUUGAGUUUUUUCUUUUAACUGGACUUGUAUCCCACCUUUUCAAAAGGCCCUCAAGGCAGCAUACAAGGGAUCUCCUUUUGUUUUAUCCCCGCGGACAACAACUCUGCCAGGUAGGUUCAGCUGAGAGAGAGCCCAAGUCCCCCAGGCAGCUUCCAAGGCUAAGGAUAGACCUGAACCUGGAUCUCCAUCAUCCUGAUCCACCUCCCUAAUCCCUACCCUGCAUUUACCUAGGAGUCUCUUUGGCUAGCUAGAACUUUCCAUUCACCUAGCCUCCAUUGUCUACCCCAGAGACAGGCAACCCAGCAUCCUCCAGAUGGACAACAGCCUCCAUACACCCAAAGACUGUGGGUGGUAGUUUAAAGCAUGUCAACGAUUGGGGCUUCUGAUGAUUGGAGCCCAGCCUUGCUUUCUUCUGACUAGCAACAGCUCUCGAGAUCUCAGGCUGAGCAGGCUCUUUCCGGUCCCCUUAUCAGCUGCUUUUUAAAAUUAAAAUACCAGGGAUUCAGUUGGACCAUCUUCAGGUAGGCAUACUCCUGUCCCCAAGCUCUAAGGAGAUUUUUUUUCCUCACAGCUGUUGAAAUGUGCAGUGUGCGGAAAGACUGCAUAAGUGAGGGACUUCCUAAGCUCCUAUAAAAAGGGGGAAAUGGCAGUGGUAGGGCCAGCCCAGGAGAAAAGCCAUAGAAAUACUUUGCUUGUGACUUGGCAAAUUUUCAGGUGCCACAAGUCUAGUAUUUUCUGUCAGGUGUCUUAGAAUCGGCACAGAACACAAGAAACUGGAUUUUAAAAUGGCCUUCUGUUCAAAAAGCAAGUCUGCUGACCAGCCUCUUGGAUUUUUUUGUGUGAAAGAAUUUUUUUCAGUCAUCGAUGAAGCCAGAUUCCGGUUGACCCAACCAACACCACCAGCACUCUGCAGCUAAGAAAAUGAUUGUGAGAAUGAAUCGCUUGUGGAUGAUUGGAGAAGACCCUGUUUCUGCUUGUCUUCCUCUGGAAGCAUGUGCAGAUUAUCAAGCUGUUUUCACAAGCAGUGGCAAGAAAAUCUUGAUUUUGUGGGUUUUGAUUCGGCCAUCCAGCCUUCUGUGUUUGCUGCAUUCCAAAGGACAGAGGCAGAAUCUUAGCAAACAACAUUUUCUCCUUUUGGGUGGGGGAGU